Messenger RNA from Pantherophis guttatus, 6094 nucleotides. It is a transcript of the gene LOXL2, whose product is annotated as lysyl oxidase like 2. The record is from RefSeq and is a predicted model, not a curated record. Lineage: Eukaryota; Metazoa; Chordata; Lepidosauria; Squamata; Colubridae. Gene Ontology annotation, molecular function: copper ion binding; protein-lysine 6-oxidase activity. Gene Ontology annotation, cellular component: membrane. Gene Ontology annotation, biological process: peptidyl-lysine oxidation; collagen fibril organization.
CAGGAGAAGCGCUCUCGGCCAACGAAUUGCCUCCGAAGCCCUGAACCACGAUAGCAAACCGGCCAGCCUACCUUCCGAUCUUUGAUUGAACUUAAGACUUGUCUCCAAAGAGAACUUCACAUCCUCAAUGGCAAAGUUCUCAAACUGCCAUCCGAUCGUUUUCUUCUUCUUUGUGUGCCUGGACCACCUGAUCCUUGCCCAGGAUCAACGGGAUUCCCAACCCAGCACUGAGCCUUCUAUUCAGGUCCGGUUGGCAGGAGACAAGAGGAAGCACAACGAAGGGCGAGCGGAAGUCUACUAUAACAACCAGUGGGGCACCAUUUGUGAUGAUGAUUUCUCCAUCCACUCAGCCAAUGUGUUCUGCAGGCAACUGGGCUAUGUGGAAGCCACAUCCUGGUACCCUGGCUCCAAAUUUGGCAAAGGAGAAGGCCCCAUCUGGUUGGACAACCUCUACUGCACCGGCAGAGAGUCAUCGAUAGCUCAGUGUACCUCCAACGGAUGGGGUGUGUCAGACUGCAAACACACCGAGGACGUGAGUGUGGUCUGCAGUGAAAAGAGGAUCCCGGGCUUCAAGUUUGAGGACCCUCUGCUCAAUCAAAUAGAGAACACAAACAUCAAAGUAGAAGAUGUCCGAAUACGGGCCGUCUUUUCAGCGUCUCGCAAACGCAUCCCUGUAACGGAGGGUUACGUGGAGGUCAAAGAAGGGGGUACUUGGAAACAGAUCUGCGACAAAAACUGGACCAACAAAAAUUCCCGUGUUGUCUGCGGCAUGUUCGGCUUUCCGGCAGAGAAGAAAUACAACGUCAGAGCCUACAAGACAUCAGCAAGCAGAAGAAAUCAUAAAUACUGGGCUUAUUCUGUGAAUUGCAAAGGCACUGAGUCACAUCUCUUUAGCUGCAAAAUGGGUGAUCGGAUCAUGACAUUCGGUGGGAACAUUACCUGUGAGAAUGGGAUGCCUGCAGUGGUAAGCUGCAGCCCUGGACUAGCGUUUACCCCAGGCAGCCACAGUGGCUUCGGCAAAGCUUUCCGUGCUCAGCACCUUCUGGUGAGGCUAAAGGGUGGAGCCCAGAUUGGAGAAGGCCGUCUUGAAGUGUUGAUGAAUGGAGAAUGGGGAACCAUUUGUGAUGACGGGUGGGACCUACCUUCAGCCAGUGUGGCCUGCCGAGAAUUGGGCUUUGGAACCGCCAAGGAGGCUAUCUUGGGUGCGAGACUUGGACAAGGCAUUGGCCCUAUCCAUCUCAAUGAAGUGGACUGCACAGGCUUUGAAAAGUCUAUUACAGACUGUAAAUUCAGCAAGGAGAUCAGGAGCUGCACCCAUGAAGAAGAUGCUGGUGUGAAAUGCAACAUCCCAGCAAUGGGCUUCCAAAACCAGGUACGCUUGAGUGGUGGCCGCACACCUUACGAAGGCCGGGUGGAAGUUCUCCAGGAACGCAAUGGCACCUUCAUAUGGGGGUCCAUCUGCGGCGAAGGAUGGAAUAUAAUGGACGCCAUGGUGGUUUGUCGCCAGCUGAAUCUUGGCUAUGCUAACCAUGCAUUCCAGGAGACCUGGUAUUGGUAUGGUGACACUGGUGCAGACAACGUGGUCAUGAGUGGGAUGAAAUGCUCCGGGACAGAAAUGGCUUUGUUCCACUGCCCACAUGAUGCCAAGAUCUCCUGUCCCAAGGGAGGCGGACGCCAUGCAGCUGGUGUUUCCUGUACAGAAACUGCGGCUGAUCUCGUCCUCAACGCCAAGGAAGUAGAACAGACAUCCUACCUGGAGGAUCGCCCCAUGCAUGUGCUGCAGUGCGCCAUGGAGGAGAAUUGCCUGGCCUCCUCUGCGGUCAACACCUCAGUGACGUCCGGUUACAGGAGACUCUUCCGCUUCUCCUCCCAGAUCCAUAAUAACGGGCAGGCUGACUUCCGUCCCAAAACGGGCCGCCACGCUUGGAUCUGGCACGAAUGCCACAGGCAUUACCACAGCAUGGAAGUCUUUGCCCACUACGAUCUGUUGGAUAGCAACUGGACUCAAGUUGCCGAAGGCCACAAAGCCAGCUUUUGCCUGGAGGACAGCGACUGCAUAGACGGAGUCCAGAAGCAGUACGAGUGUGCAAACUUUGGGGAGCAAGGGAUCUCUGUCGGAUGCUAUGACGUGUAUCGGCAUGAUAUUGAUUGCCAGUGGAUUGACGUUACUGAUCUCAAACCAGGAGACUACAUCUUCCGGAUCAUUGUUAAUCCGAACUUUGAAGUGGCAGAGUCUGAUUAUUCCAACAAUGUGAUGCUAUGUAACGUCAGGUAUGGGCCACAACGCGUAUGGGUAUUCAACUGCCAUAUAGCCAACUCUUACUACGAACCAGACCAAAAAGAAUAUUUCAAUGGACUUUGGAACAAUCAGGUGUUUUAACUUUAGACCCUCUGUUUAAUUAAAAAAAAAAAAAAGGAAUUAAAAAAAAAAGAGGAAGGCCUUUCCCCAUGAUUUCCCUAACCACUGCUCGGAAAACUGAAGUUAAGCAAUGAACGUUUUCACGUUAGCUCUGUAAGUUAUUUUUCAAGGAUGUUACUCCAAAAUCUACUUUGCAACAUUUAGCAGAAGGAAACCGCAGCGGCAGACUCAAAUUUCACACCGUUCCAAGAGAAGGAAGGUUUUGCACUAGCUGUACGACUUUGCCUUCCCUCCAUGUACUUCAACCCUUUGCAAACUCUCACUCACUCCCACUUGGUCCACUGCAGCGUCCGAAGAGGCACCUGACUGACAACUCAGCAAGGAUUUGAUGCUCAGAGUUACCUUCUUCUUCUUCUUCUUCUUCUUUUUUUUUUGAGGACUUCUCUUUCAGCCUCAGUAGUUUGUCUUGAAGACGUUCGAAAAUCUGACUCUAUGCCACUGGUGGGAGGUCACUUUUCUUUCCUCUUAGCCUGCUCACAUCUCCAAGAACACAGGCGAUUAUUUGAUUUUGGGAGGGGAAAAACAGGGGAAACUGUCAGUAGGGCAAGGAAAAUAUGGCCAUCCUAACUUCCAUCUUGGUUUUAAAAACCACUAGAAUGUGAAUUUUUUGAAACACAGUAAGCCAGGGGUAUCAAACUCAAAGCCCGCAGGCUGGAUCUGGCCUGCGGGGUGCUUAGAUCUGGCCCACGCUCCCCCCCUGGAAAUAGCGAAGGACCAGCCUGAAGUGCUUCUGCCAGCAAAAAUGGAGGUACCGUGUUUCCCCGAAAAUAAGACCCUGUCUUAUAUUUUUUUGAACUCUGAAAUAAGCACUUGGCCUUAUUGCCAUGUGCUCAAAAGCCCAAUUGGGCUUAUUAUCAGGGGAUGUCUUAUUUUGGGGGAAACAGGGUAAGGAGGGCCGCGUGCUCCAUUUUCAUUGACAGAGGGCUCAGGCCACCACAGGUGCCCCCGACACGAGGGACGUCGAGCUGGCCACAUCCACCCUGGCCACGCCUCACCCGGCUCCCCCAAAGUCAAACACAACCCUGAUGCGGCCCUCAAUGAAAUCAAGUUUGACACCCCUGCAGUAAGCUGUUCACCUGCUCUGCCUUAUCCAUGUCUUUUCCGUCCACGCCACCCCACCCUUAGCCACAUAUUUCCUUCCCGUCAAUAUUAAGAAAUACAUCAACUAUAGCAGAGGUGGGUUUCAGCAGAUUCUGACCAGUUCUGGAGAACCGGUAGCGGAAAUUUUGAGUAGUUCGGAGAACCGGUAACUACCACCUCUGACUGGCUCUGCCCCCAUUUAUUCUCUGCCUCCCGAGUCCCAGAUGAUUGUGAGGAAAUGGGGAUUUUGCAGUAUCCUUCCCCUGGAGUGGGGAGGGAAUGGAGAUUUCACAGUAGCCUUCCCCUGGAGUGGGGAGGGAAUGGAGAUUUCACAGUAGCCUUCCCCUGGAGUGGGGUGGGAAUGGAGAUUUUACAGUAUCCUUCCCCUGCCAUGCCCACCAAGCCAUGCCACGCCCACAGAACCGUUAGUAGAAAAAUUUGAAUCCCACCACUGAACUAUGUCAAGCUUUUCCCACGAUAGACCUCUUCCCUAUUUCAUUACAGCAAACUGUUCUACGAUAUCUUGUAAGGAUUUUUUUAAAAACGAAUUUCUUAGGACACAUUUUACAUGGGAGUCCUUGAAGGGGUUCCAAAAAUCAAGAUGGCAACUCCCAACCAUGUGACUGUAGCCAUCUUGACUUUUUGAUGACAACCCUAUCUUUAGUAAAUGUAUGAUGGUGCUAAGCACAUUUGCCUCUGUUUGUUUGAGGCCAUGCAUUCCUGCAGAAAACCAUUCCUACUUGAAUAUAUUUAUUUUUUUUUCCGUGUUUUUAAAGGAAAGGCCUUUUACCCAGGGAGACAGUUUGUAUACAGUACUUCCGAAGGAAAUUUUAAAAAAAAAAACAAUCCAGAAAGGGUUCCCAUUUUCUUACUUUUACGAUCCUGUACAAAAGAGGGAACUGCAAACUCGAGCUAUGGAUUUGCUGCAGGGGAAUCAGAGCCCCACGUCCAGCAGUUUUGUUUCUAAAAUAAUAACAAUAACAAUAAUAAUCGGAGAUGUUUUUGGAGGCUCAAAAAGCUGAACGUGAACUUUGAUCUAUUGUUUCUUUCAAGCAUCCAGUGACUAAGAGUAGAUUGCCUCUGACUGUGGACGUUACUAGUUAUUGCUGCAUCAAGACUUUAAACCAGUAGUGGGUUUCACUUACCUUCGCUACCGGUUCGGAACUGUGAGCGCGUGCACACGCUCGCUUUGUUCGUGCGCGGCGCUUCUGCACAUGCUCAGAACCUUCUGCGCACGCGCAGAGCAGUGGUGGGUUCCUCCUGGUUCGGCCAAGCCGGUAGCAGUGACGAUAUGACGUCACCGAACUGGUUCUCUUUGUUCGGGAGCUGGGCCCUCCUGCCCCCCCUAUUCUUACCUUUUAUUUGGCCCCACCCCCAAUCUAUUUGCUGCCUCCCGAGUCCCAGCUGAUCAGCUAGAAGGAAAAAAACUGUUUAAACUCUUGCCGCAUGGGCCGCCCUACAGCUGAUCAGUGUUAAAAGGCAGUGUGGUGGUAGACCAGGGCGCUCGAAAAACAAAUGGGUAGACCAGUGCCUCCAAAAACAAAUGAGUAGACCAGUGCCUCCAAAAACAAAUGAGUAGACCAGUGCCUCUGAAAACAAAUGAGUAGACCGGUGCCUCCAAAAACAAAUGAGUAGACCAGUACAGCUCUGCAAGCAGUUAAAAGCCUGGUAGAGCAGUAUAUCUGCUAAAUCCUAAAGAAUUGUCACAUGACCAUCAUGCUACGCCCAUAAAAUAAGCCACGCCCACAGAACCGGUAGUCAAAAAAUUUAGAACCCACCCCUGGCUCAGAGCAUCCGUGAUGACAUCCGGACGGGUGGGCGGAGCCUCCCACCAAACCAGGGCGAACCGGUAGAAACCCACCACUGCUUUAAACCCACCGUAUUUGGGGACUAUAAGAAAGAAGGAAUUCAAUGUAACUAAAGCAGCGGUGUCAAACUCAAGGCCCAAGGUAAUUAGAUCUGGCCCUGGAAACAGUGAAGGCCCGGUCUGCGGUACUUCUGCCAGUGAAAACGGGCUCCCAAGCUCCGUUUUCAGCUGCAACGGCCUCCUGCAACCUUCUGUCAGUGAAAACGGAGCUCGGGAGGGUCGUGUGUGGUGCCCCGACACGAAUGGCAUCAAGCUGGCCACGCCCCUGUUCCUCCCCCCCCCCAAGGUCAAACACAACCUCGAUGCGGCCCUGAAUGAAGUCGAGUUUGACACCCCUGAUCUAAAGCGAAAAGACAAAACAUAAAAUGAUUUAAAAGCCUUCCAAUUCUUGAAAACUCAUUCCUUGGCUGCUUUAGGGAAGAGAAAAUAAAUAAAUCCGUAACCAGAGAGGGGAAUCACGUUAUCAAAAAGAGUGUCUCGUCCAGUACUGUGGAGAUUUAUGCAAACCAAGUUCAUUCAACUCUUCUUGAUCAGGGACACUGUGAAUUAUUAUUAUUAUUAUUUUUUAAUAGCCAUCCGUUCCCUUUUUCUUUCUCGCUCUGCUGAUUCUUGCUUGUCGAAUGAGAACUAGUACAGACACGUUGGUUGGGAGGAAUAAGCUAAGAGGAUUUUAAAAUGGUAUUUUGCACAGGUAUAAGUGUUGUAUGAAUAAACUGAGAUUAUGCUGA